This is a messenger RNA of Closterium sp. Naga37s-1, 579 nucleotides long. NCBI's taxonomy places the organism in Eukaryota, Viridiplantae, Streptophyta, Zygnematophyceae, Desmidiales, Closteriaceae. The record is from the annotation of a GenBank genome assembly.
AUGGGUGGAACCCCAAGGGGCGCCGACGAGGUGUAUCGUUUCUCGCGCCUCGAUGACAUGCGCCGCUGCGUCUACACAAAGGGGACGCGCGUGUGCCGUGACGUGGACGGCGUUUCCGGCUGUAAGGUGCCUGUAUCGGAAGGCACGGCGCUGUUCACGUCGGGCAUGGUGGCGCGAUGCAACUCCAGCAUGCAGCUAGCGGUGGAGGUGGCGGUGGAAACCGGGCCGCGCGACAUCGUGGUGGGGUACCCUACGGGCGAGUACACGUGGCCGUGGAACCCGGCCGUGAACUACACGCAGUGGAUGCUCAACAACACGCUCUACACCGGCGACGUGCUCUACUUCAAGUACGCGGCACACAUGGACGAGGUGUACAUAGUGCCGACUAAGGAGGACUAUGACGCGUGCAAGUACGACCGGUACACGGCGUACUGCAACGGCACGGACGGGGUGGGCGAGGGGUGCUUCAGCAACCCGCUCGACAACACCACCACCUAUUUCCUCUCGGGGGUUUACAGCCACUGCACAGCAAGUCAGAAGCUCGCCGCCGUCGCCCUUGACGGCCCCACGGGUGCUUAA